AUGUCGCAGCUGGACGAUUUACAAAACCGAGACCUCGCCGAGGAGAUUGAAGCCAUCAAUGCCAUCUACGAGCCCGAUACCGUCACGGUGAGCCGGGCGGCCGGCGCUCACUCCAACAGCACAAUCGACUUGGGGUCUUCCGGUAUCUCAAAUGACAACACGCAAACAACAGUAACACUCCAGAUCCCCGGUCAACCACAUCUAUCUUUUCGGCUUGGCUUCGGUGCCACAUACCCGGAGGCGCGGCCUACAGUGCUUGGGACUGCGUCGACUGCCGCGCGUGGGGAAGGAAAGAUCGCCGUGGAUGUGUUGGAAGAUAUUGUGCAACGAACGUGGCAGCCCGGUACUGUCUGUCUCUUUGAUGUGAUCAGUGAGGCCGUGGAGGUAUUCCCCGAGUUGAAUAUCGGUGGAAACAAGGACAAUGAUGAGGCUGGACCGGCCGAGUCAAACGCCUCAGGGCAAUCUUCGAGCAAAGUUGCCGACGAAUCCAAGAUACCGGCAGAAGGUUUUGCUGCGCUGUCAUUACGCGAUAGGUUCGGUCUCGAUAACCCACCCGACUGGAUUCUCUCCGACAUCAUCACGGAAAAGAAAUCCGUAUUCCUAGCUCGAGCGGUGCAGGUCACCAGCUUGGGGCAGGCACAGGCAUUUCUAGACCAUCUGACAGCGACGGAUAAGAAAGUGGCUGUGGCAACGCACAACAUCAGUGCCUGGCGGAUCAAACAAAAGAAAGACGGCGGGUCCAGCACUGAUCCUGAUGCAGCGGAGACGGUGGUUCAAGAUUAUGACGAUGAUGGAGAGACCGCUGCUGGGGGCCGCUUACUGCAUGUGAUGCAACUCAUGAAUGUAUGGAACGUACUGGUUGUCGUCUCUCGGUGGUAUGGAGGAAUCCACCUAGGUCCUGCGCGCUUCCGGCUCAUUAAUGAUGCCGGGCGGGAUGCUUUGGUCAAGGGUGGUUUCGACAAAAAGGAGAACUCGGCUGCUCCUGAAAAGGGCAAAAAGAAAGGGAAGAAAUGA
Penicillium cinerascens is the source of this 1014-nucleotide messenger RNA. Its product is annotated as IMPACT family protein. Gene Ontology annotation, biological process: regulation of translational initiation. Gene Ontology annotation, cellular component: cytoplasm. Lineage: Eukaryota; Fungi; Ascomycota; Eurotiomycetes; Eurotiales; Aspergillaceae. The transcript has a single exon. The record is from RefSeq and is a predicted model, not a curated record. Gene Ontology annotation, molecular function: protein binding. Bases 1 to 1014 code for a protein of 337 amino acids.